Messenger RNA from Ruditapes philippinarum (Manila clam), 3947 nucleotides. RefSeq lists its product as uncharacterized. The record is from RefSeq and is a predicted model, not a curated record. NCBI's taxonomy places the organism in Eukaryota, Metazoa, Mollusca, Bivalvia, Venerida, Veneridae. Bases 105 to 1694 code for a protein of 529 amino acids. The transcript is spliced from 4 exons.
AACAUUCAAGAUUGUUGACACAAUGUUAAAUUUACACUUCCUUUUAGCAGGUUUUCAGUUUUUUUAAAAAAGGAAAACACAAAUUUUUAAGAUGUAAAAAGGAAAUGGCUGAAAGUCAAUUUGAAGACAACUUGAAAUUUUCGCUUUUUGUUGAAGGUGUAGUCAAUAAAGCUCAGACAGAGACAAAAAAUAAGAAUUCAGAAAGACUUUGUGAUGAUAUAAGAUACUAUAUUGAGACCUGGCUUUAUCUGGUAGAACAAAUUAACCCCCUUUAUAAAGUAUCAGAAUUAAUUCCAGUUGGAAGUUAUGCCGAAGGAACUAAAAUAAUACGAGCAGACGAAUUUGACUUUUUGGCUGUUAUUGAAGAAUUGUCUAAACCGGAUGUGAUUAAGAUAGAUGUAAGUGAAAGCGACAUUAAUCAAGGUUUGGUAAAAAUCGUAGUAGAAGACGAAAAUUUAAAGUUAAAAUGGAGCGGACUUAGUAAAGACGGCCAUCUGCAAUGUUUUCAGCCAAUAAACUUUCCCAAAAAGAAUGAAAACAGAUUUGGACAUGUUGUUAUACAAGCUUUGAAAAAGUUUAUCAAAAGCGCGAAACAAAUAGAACGCUCAUUCGCAUCACCAACUCACAUCGAUUGCAAUAUUCCUUUAUCUAAAGUGUAUGAUAAGUAUUUACAUUUCAGAGGAGCUCUUUUUAAAGCACCUAAUGUAAUCUUAAACUUUGAAUACGGGAACAGAGAGGUAUCGGUUGAUGUUUCACCAGCAAUAAGAUAUCAUAAAAUCCACGAUUGUUUCAGAGUAGAUGACUGCGUUGGUCCAAAGUUUUCUGAACUUGUCCUUCGACGCAAAUCUUUGUUGUUUGUCGGAACUGAAAAUGAAUCUGAUUUUAAAGUGACUGUAACGGAAGCAGAGGUUGAAUAUAUAUUGACUGUCAUGAAACCCGAGCACAAGAUCAUCUAUGUUUUUCUCAAAUAUGUCAAUAAAUUAUUUACAGAAAUGUAUCCAUCCUAUAUCACACUAACUUCAUACACUCUGAAAACAGUUUGUAUUCAUCAUGAUGUGAAGUGUGAAAAUGACGAGAGAUCCAUUAAAGAGUGUUUAAAAUCAGUAAUGAAUGAUCUAAAUGUUUGUUUAAAUUUAGAGCAAUAUUUUGUUGCAAGUAUAGUAAAUAAACAUAUUAACCUUAACAAGUAUAAAGGCGAUGAUAAGAAUGACAGCAGAAACUAUGCUUUUCGAUGUCUCACUGAAUUGUGUCAGUUACCUACAGAAAUUGAAACCGUUGAUGACUUUGAAACAUUUAUGAGGCAGAUUGUGGAAGCUGAGCGACAAAAGAAAGUGCAAGCUGAGGAGGAAACGGCAAAAGUUGAUAGAAAAUGUUUUGAACUCUAUUAUGCCGAGCGUAAAGAAAAAGCUUCAAAAAUUGUUGCUAUGGGAUUUGAUCCUGAUGAUGUGGAGGAAGUUAUGAAAGAUUAUUGGCAUACUGAAAAUACUAUGAUAAGUAUCCUACAGAGGCGCGUAAGGGAACGUGAAAAGAAAAAGCUUAACGCCGAACAAGUCUGUUCAGCAACUCAAGGAAUGCUAGUCUCUGACACACAUUCUGUCAACGAAGAACAUUUAAAUGGUGAUGUGCCUGAGGAACUUUCAAGUCAACAAAGAAGCGCCACUCAAAUAUUGUACCAACGGGAGAAAGAUGUUUGAUUUUUUUCUAAACAGUCUUGGAUUACAAGUAAAAUGUUUGUGUUACAUUCUGCAAUGAUAUUAAGUGUUAUAUAGAUUUAUUUAUUUAUUUAUUUACAUCAUUAAUUUACAUAUACAUGAUGUUUGCAAUACUUUGUAUCACUAGUGGAGCCCGCAUCUCCCUGAGGUAUAUGUCUUCCACGAGAGUCACGAUAUUGAGACACUUCAUAAUAUUUUUAUAAAGAAGUAUUGGGGGUAUUUAGAAUGAAUUGAGAAUGCACGGAGAAUUAUGUAGAUUGUCAAUGGAAAUUAUACUUAAACGAUAUCUUAAGGUUUGGAUACAAAACCUUUAAAUCUCAUAUUAACAGUCAAGUCGGAUAGAUUCGAAGUGAAAAUGCUUAAUUCAGUUUUAUUCUAUAUAUGUUGCUACCCUGAAAUAUUUUAUUGUUAAGGGAAUGUAAAUGAAUAAUUUGUUUAUGAUAAUAUUGAACGUAAUUUCAUAUAUUUAUUUUAAAUUCAAUUAGUAAUUACCUAUGUAAUAUUAAAUGUUGUAAUCAGACAGAGUACGACCAGAAGGUGAUCACCGAUCCACUAGGUAAAUAAUGGACCCGAGGGCCUAUUAAUUUUACCGACCCUUCUUUGACGUAUAUUAAUGUUUUAACAAUACAAUACAAAACUUCAUUCAGUCAAUUACAGAAACAUAUGGUUAGAACUAAAACAAACAAAUAUGUUCAAUGACAGAUAUGUCAAAUGAAAGAAGAGUGUAGUUCAAAAACAUUAACAAUUGAAAAUAAUUCUAACAGUUAAACAAUCCAUAUACUUUGCUCACACGUCUCAUAUAAUUCUUAUUGAAUGGAAUAUGUACUUCUAUCAUCACAGUUUUAUUCACUUUGAUUGUUGUUUAUGUGACGUACAUUUGAUGAGACUUAAACUAUUUGAGCUUGAACUUGUAUACGUCAUAUUUCGGAUCAGGCUGAGUCAAACCGAUGAUACCUUUUUUGCUUUAAAACAUAUCAGAAUCUUUAUUGUUUGUUUGUUUGUUUUUGGGUUUUACGUCACAUCGACACAGUAUAGGUCAUAUCGCGACGUUCCAGCUUUACUGGUGGAGGAAGACCUCAGGUGCAUUAUUCGUGCAUUAUUUCAGGCACGAAUUGGCACCUGAGUAGAACCACCGACGUUCCGUAAUUCAGAAUCUUUAAGUCGCUUAAAUCAAUACAUGUAUUAAAACAUUAACAUUUCAAUAUGUUUUGCUAUAAGUUAGUAACUACAUGUGAAACACUUGAUAGAAGAAAUCAACAGCGGAAAAAGAAACUUAAAGGAAGUUUAUACAUGAUAACUUCAAUGGGCACUUAAAGAUCCUGUAACUCAAUUUUUUGUUGUUUUAUAUCAUAUAAUUAUAUAAUGCUCAAAUGAAGAUUCAUCAAUAUUGUAAGUUCUAAAUAGCAUUAUUUGUUAAGAUAGUACCGAAUUUACAUUUCUCGUAAAUAAAGGGAGGUAAUUAGAAAUUUAUUUUCUGAGUCAUUUUUUCAAUAAGAAAUGAAUGCAUGUAUUUUAAUGAGGACAAAUAUUUGCUGUACAUAUUUUACAUAUUCUUCGAUGUUUAAAAAUUGUUUUAGAAGAUAAUCAUAUACAAAUAUAAAAUUUCACUUAAGUAUAGUAACAACCUUAAUUUCAACAUUAAGGAUGUUUACGUAGGAUUGAUAGUAUAAAGUCAAAUGUCGCAUAUGCUUGGCUUCGUCAGUUGAAAGGAUUUUAAAAAAAACUUUCCGCUUCAUACGUUGAAAGGCUGAUAUUUUCCGCUGAAAUUGCAUUAAAGAAACUAUUUGACCCAAACAUUGCUUUCAAACUUCAUAUUUUGAUUCUACGUUAUAAGAAGACGCUAGCUUACAUAUCUUUGGCUCAGGAGUAAUAAUAUUUUCCAUUGAAAUCCAUCGUGAAGCUCCCUGAUGGGCGUUCCUUACCGACUGGUUAACACCGUUGGUAUAAGACCACUGUGGGUUCGAAUCGCGCCGGGGACAUUCGUUCAUGUGGGGAAACUAUCCAGCUAGCAUACGGAAGAUUGGCGAUUCUCAAGUGCCUGGGGUCCUUCUCUAUAAGAUAAAAGGCAGAGAGUCGUGCGAAGUAAAAUCCUAUCACAAUCUUAAGCACUAGUGUUAGCAAAAUACAAUAUGUAUCGAAUUGUGUGAGUUAAGUCAACUGUUUACAACUGUUGUUCCAUUAAAGUUGCAUACAAAUGAAAUAGCUACAUUUCGUAAAUUAAAUGUGUUUCAUUUC